Cricetulus griseus (Chinese hamster) is the source of this 907-nucleotide messenger RNA. Lineage: Eukaryota; Metazoa; Chordata; Mammalia; Rodentia; Cricetidae. The record is from RefSeq and is a predicted model, not a curated record.
AUGGAGAUCCCAGCGACCCACUAUGCAGCCUCCAGGGCUGCCUCGGUGGCAGAGAACUGCAUCAACUAUCAGCAGGGGACCCCCCACAAGGUGUUCCAAGUGCAGACGGUCCAGCAGGCCAGCAAGGAGGAUAUUCCGGGAAGAGGACACAAGUAUCACCUUAAAUUUUCUGUGGAAGAAAUUAUCCAAAAACAAGUUACAGUGAACUGCACAGCCGAAGUUCUUUACCCUCAAAUGGGACAAGGGACUGCACCAGAGGUCAACUUCACAUUUGAAGGAGAAAUUGGCAAGAACCCAGAUGAAGAAGAUAACACAUUUUAUCAAAGACUUAUGUCUAUGAAGGAACCACUACAAGCACAAAACAUUCCAGACAGUCAUGGAAAUGUGUCUCCACAAAUGAAGCCAGUUCGCCACUUAGCCUGGGUGGCCUGCAGUUAUAUAAUGUGGCAGAAUUCUACUGAAGAUACGUGGUAUAAAAUGGCACAAAUUCAAACCGUCAAGCAAGUGCCAAGAAAUGAUGACUUCAUUGAAUUAGACUAUACCAUUCUACUCCAUGACAUUGCAUCACAGGAGAUUAUUCCCUGGCAAAUGCAAGUUUUGUGGCAUCCACAAUACGGCACAAAAGUAAAGCACAAUAGCCGUCUCCCGAAGGAAGCAGGAGCAGAGUAAACAAAGACCCUAAGACCCAGAUGAAAUGGAAACAUGUUCCUAAUGAUGUGGAUGACUGUCCUCAUUGGCAUCUAGCCUAAUAAGCCAAGUAAAUCCCACAGUGUCUCUUUGUUUGUCUUGGCUACAGCUCCAAGCUGCAUAGAUUCCAUAAUAAUAAAGAGUGUUACUACAUAAAGAUGUCUUUCCAACAGUAACAGUACUAUGUAUAUCCCCUAAUAAAAAGUCCACUUCAGUCCCA